ACCAUCUCUCACAGAUUCUUAAUAUACAGAGGUUUCGAGGACGAGCAGAUCGCUGCAACUGCAAGAAAGCAAAGACCGGGGUGUAGUGAGAGUGUGUGUGACAAGAUCGAUGGCCGCGGUUGAGUCGUCGUCGUCGCCGUCGUUGUGGUGGUGGCCGCUGCCGCCGUGGCUCAGCCCGGGCGCCGCGUGGUUCGUCCUGUUCACCGUCGUUGUCGGCGCCGUCGCUGUGUCGUCCCGGGCGCAUGAGCAGGCGCCGCCGCCGCCGCCGUCGUCGACCAGGCGCAGGCUCACUCGCAGCGCGUCGUCCAUGGUCAUGGAGCGGCUACGGUCCUUCUCCGCCUUCUCCUUCGUCCACGCGAUCUCCGGUGUGCAAGAGGACGACAUCACCGUAGGUCCACCGACGUCGCCGGCGGCGUCAGGGAAUGCAGAGGCGGCGGAGGAGAAUCCCAUUGGAUUGGACGAGGCGCACGCGCAUCCAGCGGUGGCCGCCGUUCGGCCGCCGCCGCCACAAGCUGCUGCUGCUGCUGCUGCCACCGCCGGCGAGGUGGCUGCUGCUGCUACGGCGGAGGAGAGGCCGAGGAAGAGGAGGGAGGCGGCGAAGGGGAGGCGCGCGUUCGCGGAGGUGGAAGGGAAGGCGGAGGUGAACGCGAGGGCGGAGCGGUUCAUCCGGCAGUUCAGGGAGGAUCUCAGGCUGCAGCGCCUCAUGUCCGUCCUCAACCGCACCCAUGCGCUCGCCGGCGCCGCCUCGUCGUCCGCACCGUAGCGGCGUAUAGUAGACGGUGGCGUGGCUGCCGGCCGGCCAGCUAGCUGCCUGCCACGCCGCGGCAACACCAUUGUACUGCUCCAUAUAUAUUCCAUUUUGCUUUGCUUAA
Oryza sativa Japonica Group (Japanese rice) is the source of this 872-nucleotide messenger RNA. RefSeq lists its product as uncharacterized. NCBI's taxonomy places the organism in Eukaryota, Viridiplantae, Streptophyta, Magnoliopsida, Poales, Poaceae. The record is from RefSeq and is a predicted model, not a curated record.